This is a messenger RNA of Hirsutella rhossiliensis, 1350 nucleotides long. RefSeq names its product putative serine esterase. The transcript is spliced from 3 exons. Gene Ontology annotation, molecular function: monoacylglycerol lipase activity. The record is from RefSeq and is a predicted model, not a curated record. Lineage: Eukaryota; Fungi; Ascomycota; Sordariomycetes; Hypocreales; Ophiocordycipitaceae. The coding region runs from base 1 to 1350 and encodes 449 amino acids.
AUGUCCAAGCGAGCGAGCGAUAAUGUCGACUACACCGGGGGCAGCCCCAAGGCCGACCACCUCUGCGUCCUCGUCCACGGGCUCUGGGGAAACCCCGACCACAUGAGAAACAUUGCCAAGACCCUGCGCUCGCGACACCCGCCCGACGAGCUGUACAUGCUGCUCGCCAAGCGCAACAGCGGCAGCUUCACCUACGACGGCGUCGAGCUCGGCGGCGAGCGCGUCUGUGCCGAGAUUGAGGACGAGCUGCGCGCCAUCGAGAGCAGGGGCGGCAAGAUCAAGAAACUGAGCAUCAUCGGCUACUCGCUCGGCGGGCUGGUCUCUCGCUAUGCCGUCGGCCUUCUCUAUGCAAAAGGCAUCCUCGACUCCGUCGAAUGCAUGAACUUUGCCACCUUUGCGUCACCCCACCUCGGCGUGCGCACCCCCCUCAAGGGCUGGCACAACCACAUGUGGAACGUCGUCGGCGCCAGGAGCCUGUCCAUGUCCGGCCGCCAGCUCUUCACCAUUGACAGGUUCCGUGACACGAACAGGCCCUUGCUGUCCGUCCUCGCCGACCCCACGUCCAUCUUCAUGCUCGGUCAGCGCAAGUUCAAGCGGCAUACCUUGUACACCAACGUUGUCAACGACAGGAGCGCCGUCUACUACACCACGGGCAUCCACAAGACGGACCCGUACCGCCGAAAUCUGGACAACAUCAGGCCCAACUACAUCAAGGGGGGAGCAGGCGUCAUCAUGGACCCUGAGUACCCAUUCAUGCCCCAGCCCAAGGUGGCCCCCGGCGCCACCCUCUCCUCUGCGACGAGCACCGCCCUGAGAUGGACCAAGCGCAUUCCGUUGAUGCUCGUCAUUGCCCUGCUCGUCCCCAUUGGCACCAUUGCGUUUCUGUGCAACUCGGUCGUCCAGACCAUUCGCAGCUCGGGUCGCAUCAAGCGACACGAAAAGGGCCAGGCCAGCUUCAACAUUGAUGACUACCGCGUGCCGCUCCUCAUCAAGGAGCUGCGCAGCGAGGUGGAGCGAGCGUACGGGGAGAUAAACAGCUCGCAGAACCAGCACUUCCUGGCCGACGACGACGAUGACGACGACGAAGACGGUGGCAUGGGCCCCGAGGAGAAGCGCGUGAUGAGCCGGGAGCGACGGCUGUCGGUGGCAGCCCAGCCAACGCUCGCUCUAACGCCAGAUCAGUUCGAGAUGAUCCGAUCGCUGGACUCGCUCAAUUGGCGCAAGUAUCCGGUAUGGAUUCGCAACGACAGACACAGCCACGCGGCCAUCAUUGUGCGGAUGGAGAAGAAGACAUUUGACGAGGGGUGGGUUGUGCUGAGGCACUUUGCUGAAGAGGAGUUUCUAAAGUAA